CCGCCAGCACACACACACUAGUUUGCCAUGCAGGGACUGAAGAUUGCACUACAGCAGCAGUGCACUUGAGGCUACACUAGGGGCGGAGUUUGACCUCUCAAGUCUCAAAACAUCACUAAUCCGCGUCGGACAUUCUGGUCCAGGAUAUCAUCGGCCCUGUUUGGAGGAUAGGGGGGAGAAAAAAAAAAAAAAAAGGAGAGAGGACGAUUUACGGAAACAACACAGUCCUGCGGGCUCUGCUGCGGUACCACACGGAGGCUCGGGGCUGCGGCUUGUGCGCGCGUCGGAGCGGCGUUUGGGAUCGUUCCAUGCGGCUGGACGGAUCUGCAGUCAUCGCGCCGCCAGCUUUGUUGCAACGAUCCGGCGACAAGUCGUGGGAUUUUGCGGCUUGACAGCUGGAGGACGAGACGAACAGCUGGCCGCUUCCUCGACCAAAGUUGCCGUUCAAUGUCCAGAGGCACAUGGCUGAGGCUGCCCUGUGGCUGAUCCCGACGAUGCUUUCAACAAACCGCUCCGGAGGCGCGUGGGGAUGAAAUGGAUGGAGCCCAUGGCCAGACCAACGCACCAGCUCCCACGUCCCAGCAUGUCCAGCUGCAGCAAGUCUCCCCCCAACUCUGGAGAAGUUGCAGGCUCUAACUCCAUGGCAUGGGUGAAGAUGUUCAAAAAACCCGGUGGAGGUCUUAAGAAAUCCUACCAGCCUGGGAGCAUGCUCUCUCUCGCCCUCACCAAAGGCCUGCUGAAUGAGCCCGGGCAGAACAGCUGCUUCCUAAACAGCGCUGUUCAGGUGCUUUGGCAGUUGGACAUUUUCAGGAGAAGUCUGAGGCAGCUCUCAGGUCACUUCUGUCUCGGUGAUGCCUGCAUUUUCUGCGCUUUAAAGAGUAUAUUCAGCCAGUUUCAGCAGAGCAGAGAGCGCGUUCUCCCCUCGGACAGCCUGCGGAAUGCCCUCGCUGAAACUUUUAAGGAUGAGCAACGCUUCCAGCUCGGCCUGAUGGAUGAUGCUGCUGAGUGCUUUGAGAACAUCCUGGAGCGAAUCCAUUUACACAUAGUUUCCGACACAGCGACCGAUGCUUGCUCAUCCAAAUCCUGCAUCACCCAUCAGAAGUUUGCAAUGAUGCUUUAUGAGCAGUUUGUAUGUCGCUGCUGUGGUGCAUCUUCAGACCCACACCCGUUCACAGAGUUUGUACAUUAUGUCUCCACUACUGCUUUAUGCCAACAGGUUGAUCGUAUGUCGGGGAAGAGCGAGCGGCUGAGGUCGGACAUGUUUGGAGAAUUGCUGCAGGCAGCAAACAACACAGGCGACCUCCGAAGUUGCCCGAGCGACUGUGGUCAGAGUAUCAAGAUCCGCCGUGUUCUCAUGAACUGUCCAGAGAUCGUGACUAUUGGAUUUGUGUGGGACGCUGAGCAGUCUGAUCUCACAGACGAUGUCGUUCGGUCUCUUGGCCCACGUUUGAACCUGUGUGGGCUUUUCAACCGAGUCACUGAUGAAAAUGCCAAAAGGAGCGAGCUACAUCUGGUGGGGAUGAUCUGUUUCGCGAGUAAACAUUACUCCGCUUUUGCCUAUCACACCAAAUCUUCAAAAUGGAUGUUUUUUGAUGACGCUACAGUAAAGGAGAUUGGAUCCAAAUGGAAAGACGUCGCCUCUAAAUGUAUCAGGGGACAUUUCCAGCCGCUGCUUUUGUUUUACACCAAUCCUGAGGGAAGUCCAGUGUCUAAUGAAGAUGCACCGCGACAAACCACCAUGUGUCCUCGAUACAAAGCCCAAGUAAAUGGUGAUGUAACUGUGAAACAUCCACUUGGCAGUCCUAACAAAUUUCAGGAACCUUUCAUGGAGAAUCUGCAGAGGCCGGGCGAAACAUCGAAAAAGGACAGAGGGCAUCGAAGGACUGACCCUUCACAACACAAAGAUAUGGCACACACAAGAUCUUCAUCUCCACCAGAGAACGGGCCGCGGCCUUCCACAGAAAAGCUAAAAAGCCAUCCUCGAACUGAGAAGUCAUGCAACCAUUCGAGCAGAGCAUCUCAGGAGCCACAUGGUGCACAGAGUGGUGGACACAGCCGGAGGACCAACACCUCCCCCAGUCGCCACGAUCAGGAUGAACAAUGGGACAAAGCUGGGAAUGGAGGAAGCCGCGGCAAGUCAAAGUCCACUUGGAGACCCAUCCGGGAGGUGUUAAAUGUCGACAUGGUGCUGAACGAACUGGAGCAGCGCCGCCAGCAGCAACACGACAGCCCGCGGUGGAGCAAGACCUCAUCCCAGGAAAGAACGCACGCUGAGCAAAGCCGAGACCGAGAACGGGACUACGGGCGAACCAGAGAAGAUCGGAAGCAGAAGUGUUUAAUGACGAUUUAUGAGGACGAGCAGCGGCAGGAGACGGAGAGCCACAGCUCGGUGGAGUCGGAGAGCAGGACCAGCCAGCAGAGAGGCAGCAGGCUGAAGGGAGGCCCCAAGACUCUGCUGCGUAGCGACACCUGGACCAUUCAGAGGACAGAGUCUGGAUAUGAGAGCAGCGAUAGACUCAGCAGUGGCUCCACCAAUCCCGACUCACCGGGGGUCGAUGGCUUUGCUGUGAAAGACCAGAGAUCAACACCAGAGGCACAGUUGCAAAGCCAGCUGCAUCAAAAAGGAGGCGAUGCAAAACCAAGUAUAAUGUCCUCACCAUCACACAACGGUAAACAUCAACCCAAACCUCAGGGAAAGAACCACGACCAAGUUUCACAUUCACAUCUAAAGGGCAGUCCAAGUUCACGACGGAAAUCAAAGAACAUUUCUAGCACCUCCAGAAAAGCAGCGUCUUCAGAGAGAAACUCUUCUGGUUCAGAUAACAGGCCGAGUGAGCAACAGGAGCUGACAAAUUGUAGAGGGCACACUGGAGAAAGUACAACCCUGAGGCACAUUACAAAAACCAGCAGCUCAGAAUGGAACAGCUCCGAUGACCUCGCUCUCUCUGAACCCGAGGACAAAGAAAGCACUUACCUCUCCAGUAACAGCGAGACCGGCGCCUCCGAUUCCCAGUGUCCCCACAUAGCCCCGCCAUACCAUCCUCCCAGCAACGUGACUGCAGAGCCUCUCCAGCUGAACAACCAGCGUCAGCUCGGUACGACAGGGUCGCCUCACCUUCGACCUGCCCAACGGAUUUCGUCUCACCAGGGCGAAACAAGUCACGCGGCGUUUCGUCCCAGGAUGCUUCAAGAAACUUUCCCAUCAAGCCCUCGUCUUUCGUCCACAUCCUAUGUUAGUCCUCACAGGAAGCCUGACAUGUCGGGCCUCCGAACCUUCUCAGAUGCAAGCUCCAAGUCGGGCUCUGACCCGGAGAGGAGUACCCCGUCAUCGUGUGAAAGUGAGGAAAGACUAACUGGGUGCAGAGUGGAACAGGCAGUGCCGGCUCAAGAGGUUUCUCUGACAACAUACUUUAAUGUGGAUAACUGUAUGACGGAAACAUACCGUCUCAAGUACCACAACCAGAGGCCUCUUGUCCUCUCUGCCACGGUGCCACGGACAGUGAUUGCGAGUGAGCGGAGAGAUAAUAGCCACACACUCCCUAGUGACACACACUCACAAGACGUGCCAAAAGCCAGACCUGAAACAAGCCAUAAUAGCAAUAAACCCACUGCAAAAUGGAACCCAGUGACAGCCAAAGGACUGGAUGAACGUGGUUUUUUAUGAGUGUUACUUGGUAAGUUUUGUUUACACGGAUGGACAGUAUUAACUGGAUGCCAAAGAGUUUACAGAAUGGAAAUAUGUUCAGAAGCCCUGACAUCUUCAAACUGAGCGGAGCUUAUUUAUGCAAGCUUGUCACAUAAGUAAAACCCAUUUCUAAAUGCUGUUAUGAAUUGUUUGACGGAUUAUCAACGAUCACAUAUAUCUUCCAUUGUCCAGCGGUACUGGUGCGAGAAGAUUUAGUCCGAAAUCUGUUUUUCAGUUUGCACAACGGGUGUUUGGAGAAUUCUUUUUAUCACCUUAAGACAAGGUUCAAAUGUUUAUUUUUUUAUUUGUGCAAUAGUACUGCAGAGUUGCUGCAGAACGGCAGAUGAAAAUCUAUAUUUAAGGUCAGGCGUGAGAGAUUACGACGAGCCACAGGAGAUGCUGUGAUCUGUACAGUAAUUCUACAGACAUGAGUGAAUGGAGUGUGAUGACAAAUCACAGCAUGUUGACAUGAACAGAUAUGUUAAAGAUAGUUUAUCAGAUUAUGAUGUCAUUCUACACAGUACAAUAAAAUCAAAGGUUUGCCUCAUCAACAGCAGGUUGAAGGUAGUUCAUUUAAUUACACCUACUAAAGGAGUAAGAUUGGAGACGUGUUUCAUUAAUAUCCGGGCAGCUUAAUGACUUUAUGCACAUGGGGGACUUUAGGUCCCCGAAGAACAGACACUGCAACAAAUACUUCAGUUUUAUUGCUGGUUAGUUUCAAGCGUUAUCAUUUAUCAGUUCUUUCACAACAUUUAUGUGUUAAUGAAUGACUGCGGGCUGCCCCGUAUCAGUCAGCCAACUUUGCUGUAAAAAUCCUUCGACAAAGAUUCUAGUUUGUUCAGUUUCCCUUAAAAACUAAAGCAAAUUUAAUGCAAUUUGUCAAAAAUGUGUAACAUGGUUUAUCAAAGUGUGAUUUUGCAUGAUGGGGCAGCCCUCAGCCUAUUCAGCAGGUCGCUCUACGAUCAUGCAGCCUUGUGUUUUCUACCUUCAACUGUGCUGGUUCUUGUAAUCUUUUUUUGUUGUAACUCACAGUGAUGUCAAACUGUAUUUUUUCCAGUCUUCCUCCUUAAGUGGACAGAUUUAAACAAGUCUGUAUUUGCAGGUAUUUCCGUACUGAUGCCAAUGUAAUUGAUAUACCUAUUUGACAUUAUUACUAACCAUACAACGCAACACACAAGUAUUCUUGUUCAUAAGAAUAAUGUUCUGAAACCUGCAUGUGGCCUUUACAACAUCAUACUAGCUGUGUGUACAGCAAAAGCAUGAGCAUGAAAAUACUGGACUGUGAGUCCAACAAACAUAACAUUCUAUUGGAUUUUAUGUAAUUGUAAUAAAAUAAAUUAAUCAAAUAGCAAUUUGUAAUCAAGAUUGAUUUGGAAACUUUUUUUUUAGCAUUUAAAUGUGGUUCUCUUCUCUUGCUUACAUAUAAAUAUGUCCAUUUUAAGUAGAAACAUAUGAUGCAAACAGUCCAAGAUGUACUAUGCAUUCACUGCAAAUUACUUCAAUGCAGAUUUGGGUGUUUUUUAAAAGUCUGUACAGUGCACAUCUGACAUUCCCAAGAAAUAAAAAAAUCCUGUUGCUUCAUUUCCAAAUAUUAAUCACAAUUUUUUUGUUUUAUUUUCUGCUCAUUAGAUUGGCAAGUCUUUCCCUAAACAAGCCGCCACUUCUACAAAUGUUUCCACUUUUCGUUUUAUCUCAGUAACCUUUGUCCGGGUGUUUCUCAACUCCUCUCACUGAGCACAUCUAGUCACUAAAUCUGCCGUGUAUGUGUGCCGUGUUUGUGCUGUCUGGCACCAAAGGAUAGAUUUAUCUGUGUGUGUAAUCACACCUACCCUAGUAAUGUGAGCAUCUAUUUGCAUUUCACACGGUUUAUUCAUUGACACUUUUUCAAUUCUAGAAGAAAAAAAGAUCUAUAUAACAGAGCUAUUGAGAAUUUACUUAAUGUACACACCUGAAAUAUACUAGACUGCCUUUAAAUAGGUUGAUUGUGCUGUAGUAAUUAUAAAUCACCGUUAUUUUAAAAUAUGUGAUACAUUCACUGAAUAUAUACAAUAUAAAUUAUUGACUAAGAUGAAGCUCAGUCCAAGUAUAUUAACCAGAUUACCUUAAUGUUGUCUCAUCUGCAAAGUGUUUUGUUGUGGGGUUGUUUUUUUUGUUUUUUUUUUUUACACAUAACUAAUGCUUAUAUCAUUUAUUUACUGCAUUUUCCUGUUAUUUACGUUCUUCAUCUGUAAAAUAGGAAUUCUUUUGUUUUGUUUCUGAACAUUGUGUCUUCACUUGUAUCGAUAGUGCCUUGACAUUUUCAGUGGAACAUGUUUUUUUUUUUUUUUGAGUGAGCCACGUUUAGGGAAUGAAGGAGACGAAUGGAAGGGGAACAGAGUAUGUGAUGAAAAACUUUUGGAAUAUGCCAUGCUAACAGUGACGUGUCGGAGGCCCAGGUCUAGCGAUCCUAAAAUCUCCUUACAGACUUGAAAGCUACAAUUUAAAUCAGAAGAGUUUGAUUCGCUCAUGUGUGGAACCUAAGAAAACCUGUGCUUUUAAGCCGCGAGUGCAUCCCACCUCCUCCGCCUCGGUGCUGAACCUCAACGUCUAGUAACUCUGCAAGAUUUUUUCCAAAGCUUCACUAGUGUGUGUGUUUGCGGCUUGCACUCAUUGCCUGCAGGCUUUAUGUGUUCUACAGGCCUGUUUUUCUCCUGUGUCCCAUGUCACAGUUGGCAUUGCAUCAAUCCAGAUCCUUUAUCGUGUGCUAAACAUACAGGGACAGAACGUAAUCACACUGUAUUGCAUCAACACCCCGAGAACAAAAGAGAACUUUCCACAUUAUGUCACUGAUUUCAUCUGAUAAGUUCCAGGCUGAUGUGGCCUGAUGUGCCGGACCUGUACGCCUCACUCAAUCCUACUGUCAUACCUCUGUGGUUUUUUUGGCCUGACGUUACUGCUGAAAUGAGUUGUUUGACGUUUCAGUGAAUGCUUCAUGACAUGUGUAAGUACAGAUCAAUUUAAAGAAACAUGUACAAUCUGUCUACACUUUAUAUUUUUGUAGAUAAUAUAUAUUUAUUUUUAUUCAUUGUUGAAUAAAGUUUCAAUUACUGUA
This is a messenger RNA of Amphiprion ocellaris (clown anemonefish), 6776 nucleotides long. It is a transcript of the gene usp53b, whose product is annotated as ubiquitin specific peptidase 53b. The transcript is spliced from 17 exons. Gene Ontology annotation, molecular function: cysteine-type deubiquitinase activity. Gene Ontology annotation, biological process: protein deubiquitination; sensory perception of sound; response to auditory stimulus. Gene Ontology annotation, cellular component: cell-cell junction. NCBI's taxonomy places the organism in Eukaryota, Metazoa, Chordata, Actinopteri, Pomacentridae. The record is from RefSeq and is a predicted model, not a curated record. Bases 530 to 3664 code for a protein of 1044 amino acids.